Messenger RNA from Podarcis raffonei (Aeolian wall lizard), 2564 nucleotides. RefSeq names its product epididymal sperm-binding protein 1-like. Lineage: Eukaryota; Metazoa; Chordata; Lepidosauria; Squamata; Lacertidae. Gene Ontology annotation, cellular component: cell surface. The coding region runs from base 382 to 1464 and encodes 360 amino acids. Gene Ontology annotation, molecular function: heparin binding. The transcript is spliced from 11 exons. The record is from RefSeq and is a predicted model, not a curated record.
AGGUCUGAUUGGACAGUGGGGUUCUUGGGGCCAGUUGAACAGUUAGAAAAUUCAGAUGGAAAACGUGGUGAACUUGCUGAGAGGUGUAAGAAUCGGGGGAAAAUAGAUUUGGCAGAUUGCUUUGGAAAGGGCAAUGAAGAGAUAACAGGAACUUGAAGAGUUUAUUUCCGUGGCCACCUCACCCAAUGAUACCUGUUGCCUGGUAGGAAGGAAGACAAAACAAGCACCAGUCAGACACCAGUUCUCCAGCGCAUGGUAUAUUACCUGAAGCAGGUGGCAGAGUGAGUUGUGGGAGGAAGAUGUGGCCAGGCAGGGCCUAUAUAAAGAAUGAGCAUGAUGUGGUUUCUUCACGCCUGUCAGAUUCCCUGACUGAGAGUAGAGAUGGCUCCUGUCAUAACUUUCCUCACAUGCACCUGGGCUCUUCUGCCACUACUUGUGGCAUCUGAAGCCCCUCCAGGCUGUGUUCUCCCAUUCCUUUUCAAUGGCAGAUACUACUCUUCAUGCACCACUGAUGGCAACCCUGACCAACAGCUGUGGUGUGCCACAACUGAAAACCAUGACAAGGAUCGUAAAUGGAAGCCAUGUGCUCUUAGAGAAUAUGGAGGCAACUCGAAUGGAGCAGAAUGUGUUUUCCCCUUCAGCUACAAAGGCCAUACUUACUACACCUGCACUAACAAAUUCGAAAUAAAAGGGCGCUACUGGUGUGCUACAACAGGAAGCUAUGAUAAGGACAAGAAGUGGAGCUUCUGUGCUGACACCAGACUAGAUGCAAAUUUAGCUACAGGGCCCUGCAUGUUCCCUUUCGUCUUCCAAGGCAAGUGGUACAAAGCUUGCACAACAGAUGGGAGAUUCGAUGGGAAGCUCUGGUGCUCUCUUGUCACCAACUACGAUGAAAAUCCGACGUGGGCAUACUGUGAACCCUCAAAACCUGCCUCCUGCGUCUUUCCCUUCAAGUAUAGGAACAAGUCAUACUCCUCGUGCACCAAAGAAGGAAGUUUUGAUGGGCAGCUGUGGUGUGCCACAACUCCAGACUAUGACAAAGACAGCAGUUGGAAAGGAUGUUCCCUCCAAGAGUAUGGAGGGAACUCCAAUGGCCAGCCCUGCUGGUUCCCUUUCACCUUCAACAACCAGACAUUUGAUGCCUGCACCAAUGAGGAUGACAACGGCGAGAAGAAUGGGGGAUACUGGUGUUCCACUACUCCAAACUACGAUGAGCAAAAGCUAUGGAGCUUCUGUGCUGACACAAAUUUGAGAAGUGGGGAAGUUUUAUUACCAGAUGGAGAAUCUACGAAGAGCUGUGUCUUUCCUUUCACCUACAAUGGCAAGACUUACACAAGCUGUACAUCAGUUGGGACAGUAAACUGGAAGUACUGGUGCUCUCUCACCAGCGACUAUAAUAAAGAUCGCCAGUGGAAAUACUGCGAACCUUCAGAUUUGAAAAAACAAGAAGAUUAUCAGCCAUAAAGACAAGCGAGACCGGCAACUAUCAGUAAGAUUACCAAAACCAAUCAACCAGUAUCUUGGACAUCUGUGAUUCCCACUACACUGUUUCACUAGUGGAAAAUGCUAGUUUUCAUCUGGGCCUAUCCUGUUUCCACCUAUGCUACAACUAUGGAUAAAGUCCCUUACAUACUGCAGCUGCUCUUCAUCCCUGGCCUAGGAUUCUGCUAGGGACCCAGUCUCUGAAGAUGUUUUGCCCUCAUCACCAAUGAACAGCAGUUCAGAAGCACCACCAGCAUAUCUAACAUUGUCGUCACUUUCAUCCUAGAUUUCCUAACUGAUACACAAACUCCUCCUCCGUCCUUUACUCACAUGAUGAGCAGCUCUGUGCUCAGUUGCUGAAAAACAAAAUCUAUUCUUGUCUUGUCUGACAGCUGUAGUCUUUUGGAUUAUACACAUGGUAGCACUAAGUCAUAUAAAAGCAUAUUAAUUAAAAUUAGUAAUUAAAAUCAAGCAGUAAUAUAAUCGUGCAUUUUCUGUAUGGCCAUGAUUUCACUCCCUUAACAAUGAACAUAUGGGUUCACAUCUGGGUUAUCAUUAAUCAUCUACAGAUUAUUAUGGUUGGGCAGAAGAGUGUAAAUAGGGUAGGCUUGGUGAAAUGUUAGAAGCUGGAGUGGUGUGAAUAGACAAGGGAGAAAAAAGAAGGGAGUACUGCCUACAGCAUCUCCUCCCCUAUAGCUGCUAUUCUCUAGCCUCUGCUAAUUGGAAUAAACUGUUUGAAGGAAAAGGGUUCAUUUGGGAUCAAAUCUGAAAUAUUUAAAUUUUGCUAUAUAAAGGGAGGGUGUACUGUGUAAUCUAGCUAGCAUGAAAUGAACACUAUUAUCAAGAGCUGCUCUGUUCUGGGCACCUAUAUAAUUGACCUCUGUCCUAUGCCAUUGCAUAGUUUACAUUUUGAUGACAAGAUGAUGUGUGAGUGAUGUCACAGAUGUGCACAAGAAAUGUGCAACUUUCAGAUGAUUGUGGGUGGAUGAUUGACCUGGGUUAUUGUAAAUGUGUCGUCCUGUAAUGCUAAGUGGUUUAUUUCACCUGAAUACUUAAUAAAGUCUAUCCUUGCAAAUUCACAA